UAGGAAUGUUUAUCGUCGUAGUUGUUCUUCUCAAUUUCUUCUUCUUCUUGUGAUAGUCUUCCUUGAGAAUCAUUCAUGGAGGUUUCAGUUCGUUCGAAGUUAGUGAAUCAACAAAGGAUGAAAAAGAGCAUUACCAGAGAAACCACCGGCUUUUUCAGUGAUGAUGAGUUUGAGGUUGCUGAAAUCCUGCUCAAAUUACCACAGUUGAUAACCCAAGAGAAACAAGAUUGUGUCUUUCCAUUCUCUUGGGGUGUUAAAAAAAAGCGAUCUGGAAUCGAUUUGAGCCCAUCACCUCCCCGUCAUCCUCCGUCUCCACGUCCAUUAACUCCUCUGCUUCCUGAUUCCUGCAAUGGCUGCAAAUCCAGCAUCAAGGUUGAGUCUAACAGUCCUGCAACCCCUCUUUCUUCUAACAGUCCUGCAACCCCUCUUUCUUUCUCGCCUAGUGAAUCCGAAUCCAAGCCAGGUGUUGUUUUAAGGAGAAAGAAGAUGACUAAGCAGGAUAUGCUUGAAGUCAUAGAGAGUUUAACAGAAAAUAUAAAAAUACUGAAACAAGAAAUCCCAAAGGCGAGGGCUCACUAUGAGACAUUGAAACAUACUAAUUCAAUGUUAAAACAAAUGGAAAGAAAGCUAAUUUCUUCCGAGAAACCAGAGGAUCCCAAUUUGAAUUCCAGUCCAGAACCAAUCACUGGUCCUGCUUUGGAAGAAUUCCCCUCUCAAGCUUCAGCUGAAGAAGAAGAAGAAGAAGAAGGGUCAUUCCGGGUUCUUGAGCAGGAAAAGGCGGAAGUGGGGCCUUCGGUGAGUUACAGUUCUAAAGAACCAAACGAACUGAAAGAGCAGUACAAUGUGAUGUUAUCUGGAAUUGGGUUGGGGAUCGCGAAGCAAUUGGGCACGAUUGGUCUCUCCAAUCUCAACUUAUCGAUGGAGUCAUCCUUUAGUAUAGAUUAUCUUCGCUUAUAUGAUCUACACAAGGCAGCCAUUGCAGCUGAGGCGAGAAAAAAAAGAAUUGAGAUCAACAGAAAAAAAAGCUCCAUGGGCUCUAUAAAACCACGUUGCAGAUGAUGAUCAAUCGUUGAUUUCCUUUUUCUUCCUUCCCAAAAUUUUAUAAUACAAUAUUAAUCGGCUACUGAGAUUAUAAUUUCUCGUUUUCCAAUUUUGUAGUUCUCUGUGAAUAUGAAGGAAGUUUGAGGAGAUUUCCUCCAUUUAAGAUUCUUGUUUUGCUACCUAGAGAAAGUGAUCCUAUGUUAGGCAGUCAGUAUAAUGUAACCUUGCUGUGUAGGAAUUUGUCAAUUAAGGUGUCUUUGAGAUUC
Molecule: messenger RNA, 1307 nt
Organism: Macadamia integrifolia
Lineage: Eukaryota; Viridiplantae; Streptophyta; Magnoliopsida; Proteales; Proteaceae
Exons: 4
Coding region: 76-1059 (327 amino acids)
Source: RefSeq, a predicted model, not a curated record